AUGAGCAAUCUGCGAGCUAUCUGUAGACCACACUCUGUAUUCUCCUCGAUCGUCUGCUGUAGUAGAAACCAAACUCGAUCAAUCGUUAAGGGUUCGAUUAAAAACGUCGCCUUUAGAACUCGUGUGUCGAAUCUGUAUCCGUCUUCGUCUUCAUCGUCUAGGUCUAGAGAUUCGAGUCUUUGGUUUCGUGUGAGUCAGAGGAAGACUCUCGUCAGGGCAUCGAAUUGGAGCCAAGAGAAAUCUCCUUACGACACUCUCGAGUUGGAUCGAGAUGCAGAGGACGAGCAGAUUAAGUUAGCAUACAAACGAUUGGCCAAAUUCUAUCACCCCGAUGUGUAUGAUGGAAAAGGGAGUCUUGAAGAAGGAGAGACAGCAGAAGGAAGAUUCAUCAAGAUUCAGGCUGCUUACGAGCUGCUCAUGGACACGGAGAAGAGAAGGCAAUAUGAUUUGGAUAACAGAGUCAAUCCAAUGAAGGCAUCACAAGCAUGGAUGGAAUGGUUGAUGAAGAAGCGUAAAGCGUUUGAUCAGAGAGGUGACAUGGCAAUUGCAGCCUGGGCUGAGCAACAGCAGCUUGAGAUCAACCUGCGUGCUCGUCGUCUUUCUCGUUCUAAGGUGGAUCCGGAAGAAGAGAGGAGGAUAUUGGAGAAAGAGAAGAGAGCAUCGAGAGAGUAUUUCAACAGUACUCUAAAGCGACACACGCUGGUGUUGAAGAAACGAGAUUUGAUGCGAAAGAAAGCAGAGGAAGAUAAGAAGAAGCUAAUCACUCAGCUGUUAGCAGCAGAAGGUCUUGAGCUUGAUUCUGAAGAAGAAGAAGAGGAAGAAGCAGCCAAGUAG
Microthlaspi erraticum is the source of this 834-nucleotide messenger RNA. The record is from the annotation of a GenBank genome assembly. NCBI's taxonomy places the organism in Eukaryota, Viridiplantae, Streptophyta, Magnoliopsida, Brassicales, Brassicaceae.